This is a messenger RNA of Fonsecaea nubica, 1332 nucleotides long. RefSeq lists its product as hypothetical. Lineage: Eukaryota; Fungi; Ascomycota; Eurotiomycetes; Chaetothyriales; Herpotrichiellaceae. The record is from RefSeq and is a predicted model, not a curated record. Bases 1 to 1332 code for a protein of 443 amino acids. The transcript has a single exon.
AUGGCAGCAACCUCUCCUCUGCGCCCGUCAACUCCCGCUCGACCUGCUUUUGAUACACCCCAGCUUUCUCCGAACCGGAUGCCACCCGCCUUUCCCUCUCAAUCAUCCUACAAAUCGGGCCAUCUAGGUCUUGCCGUCUUCUCGCCAGUCGAUCAGAAUGGGAGCUUUUGCUUUGACCGUGUGAUCAAGAGCGGGAAAGUACAUUGGCGGGUAAAAAACAAAGGAGCCUGGAAACCAUCAUGGAAGCCGGCCUACCUCGUCCUGAGGCCGAACCUCUUGUCCGUCUACCAAAAUCCCGACGAGACUGAUCUCAAAGCUUCUAUUACCUUGUCCGAAGUCACGGCUGUUGCACGCGUCCAAAAAGUACACACCGAGCAUGUAUUUGGCGUGUUCUCCCCAUCGAAGAACUAUCAUUUUCGCGGCAUAUCUGAAGCAGACACGGAGGACUGGAUCAUGUAUAUCCGCUCAGAAGCAAGGACCGAUGAAGAUGACAACAUUGCCUCUACCGCUCCGCAGCUUUCGAGUAGGGCUGGUGACCUGUCAAACACUUACGACUCUACCGAUAUGUCCGCAGACGAAAUGCAUCGUGCUCCAGGUUCACCCGAAGGUCGAUCGAGUGCGAUACAGAACAGACCCAGGCACGGGUCACUGCAAGCGAACAGCCAAAGACGGCCUUCCAAUUUCCAGGAAUAUUCUGGAAACGAACAGUUCACGACGUCACACUCGGACUUCUCGGAUUCCUUGGGGAGUUCAUUACCGAAAAACUCAUCGUCGUCGCUGGCCAAACAACCACCGGUUUUGACACCGAUUGUUUCAUCACAACAGCUCAGUGGCAAGGUCGAGGCCAAAGGAAAUGCACAGUUAUCCCAACCUCCGUCACAGUCGGAGCCCGUCGCUGACCCAGAACGGGUUGUUCGGCAAGGACAUCUACAAAUUUUGAAGUCACACAAAACCGGUGUCAAGGGGUGGAAGUGGAUCUGGGUCGUACUCCGUUCCCGAAGCCUAUCGUUCUACAAGAAUGAAGCGGAAUAUGCUGCCGUAAAGAUUCUACCGAUGCACUCGAUUGUCAAUGCCGCCGAGAUUGACCCCGUGAGCAAAUCCAAAAACUUCUGCUUUCAAAUUAUUACGGACGACAAGACGUACAGAUUCUGUGCGCCGGGCGAGGAAGAGUUGGAUAGAUGGCUGGGGGCUCUGAAGAGCGUGUUGAGCAAGCGUAACGAAGUGGAAAAGGCGCUCGCUGCGAAGGCUAGAGAUAAAGAGAGGGAGAAAGGGAAAGGCAAAACCGGCUUGGAGGGCGUUGCUGCAUUGCUCCUGCGCCAGCAAGCGGUUUGA